Molecule: messenger RNA, 1435 nt
Organism: Magallana angulata
Lineage: Eukaryota; Metazoa; Mollusca; Bivalvia; Ostreida; Ostreidae
Exons: 7
Coding region: 211-1368 (385 amino acids)
Source: RefSeq, a predicted model, not a curated record
CGUCCUAUCAUCAAUACUUUUUUUCGAGUUUUGGAAUUAGAUUAACCUGUGCGAUCGUUUCAAUGUUUAUUCAGAGAAACGAGCUAAUGGAUGGAAAAAAAUAUACAUUUUGCAAUGACACAAAUGCGUUUAGAUUUUUUUUACAUACGCUAUUAAGGAGAGUAAGGAAAGUCCAGCUCAGUUUAGUUUAUCUUAUUUUCUAAAUGCACCAUGUGUUUUGAGAAGAUUUGUGUGUUUUUUGAACUCAUAGUUAUUUAUGGAAACACAUUGACAAAUGUUUGGGGACAUGGAAUAAUCAAAGAAGCAUACUUGGGCCAUAGUUCGCAGAAAUUAUUCAUCUUACACUCGGAACCCAAAACGUUCUUUGAUGCUGAAAACGUUUGCAAGUAUACUGGAAUGAGGACGUACAGUGGUAAUAAAGAUGAUGUCAACUUGUACAUAAAGAUCAAAGCCGAGAGGUUAGGCUGGAACACUUUUGAAGACCUCUGGAUUGGAUUUAUAAAACAUUCGAACAGCAAUGUAUGGUAUUCAACCAAAUCAUCUGACUGUAUUGAAAAAUCUUUCUCUAUUCCCGGACAACUCUUUCACGAGAGACAAUGUGCUGUCUUGAACAUGUCUGAACCUUCUUAUUCUGGAAAUCCCAAUUUAUUGUAUGCUGAUUCUUGUAAUGGGAGAGAUCUUGGAUUUGUAUGCUUGAAGUCCUCAGGGAAAAUACCAAAAGCUGUAGAGUUUUACCCUUCAUCAACAGUGGUAGAAAAUGGAUCUUCUCGGAUAUCGUGGGAUAAUGUAACUGACACAGAAUGUGCAGUAAAUUCAUUUUCCGAAUUCUUCUGUUACGCUGCGACUUACUUCCCGGAAACAGGGAUUUGUGUCGCAGAAUGUACAGAUAUGGACAAUGUUCCUGAAAAUGUUACGCUUGUCAAUUCUACAAUAAACUCCACUAUUCUUCUACGAACUUACAAUAAAGUUCUUAUCAACAACACAAUGACAAAUUUGACGUCGGUAUCAGACCCAGGACAGAUUCCCUGUUUACCAGACACCCAAACAACGACUGGUAUUUCCACUUUAGCAAGCACUUCAGAGCAAGUGACCUCUCAAUGCCCUUGUACCUGUCCAACGACGUCCAACAUUUCAACGGUAGAUCUUCAGCAGAAAAUAACUCAGAUCAAAGAAAACCUAACUGUCGCCAAAACUUCUUUAUCGUCAUCCCAACGGAAGUUAAUAUGUGCACCGGAUGAAAGGCCAUCUUCUGUGACGAUGGGAAUUCUGGGUACGUGUGUUAUCAUAGGAACACUGUUUGCUUUGGCUGGCAGCGACUUGUUCAAAGUUUUUUUCAUAACUGUAAAAUUUUUGACAAGGAAGUUCUAAAAGUUUCUAAAAACUGCCAUGAACUAUAGAAUAUCAUUAAUGGACUUGUAAUUAGUGUGAUUUUCAA